This is a messenger RNA of Porites evermanni, 7058 nucleotides long. The record is from the annotation of a GenBank genome assembly. Lineage: Eukaryota; Metazoa; Cnidaria; Anthozoa; Scleractinia; Poritidae.
AUGAGUGACAACAAAACAAACGUCGAAGUUCAGUCGAACGUUGUUGAUCCAUUUAGCAACAUGGCGGCGAAUAGUCCUUCGACCCAACCGAGCGAAAUAGCGCCAAGUCAGCAUGGAGUAGUUGAGCUCCCUCCACCGUAUUCACAAGUUCCAAUGGCGCAGUAUCCAAACCAAACAGGAAUGCCUCAAACAGCACAGCAACAAUACACAUGGAAUCCCCAUCAAGGUACAGGGUGAUCAAACUCGAUCUGGUAGUUUAUUAGUAAUGAACUUGCACAAUAGGACGGCGAAGGAAAGAAGACGGCAAACCUUAUGCCAUGACAAGCGUGACAUAGUUAUAUUUACAGAUUUUGUUGUUUUCCGUCUUCUUUUUCCUGCCGUCCUGUUGCAUAAGCUCGCUAUUAAUUACCCACAUGUGAUGAAUUACCUUAAGUCUCUGUGUAAAAGCGAGGCCAAGUGCGAAGCCAUUGAUAUGAAAAGCAUUUUAUGUUAUCAUGCAAAUAAAACCUAUUGUCACAAGAAAGGUUUUGCACCUUGGCUCGUACUUUUGAAAGUGAGAGUUUUCGGAACUCAGAAAUGGCCUAUUGCAAAUGAUCUAAUAAACCCCUGGUGUGGGGGGUGUUUAACCCAUUCGCUCGUGGAGAUUUUGCCGAAAAACGCAUUUUGAAGGUACUCGAGUGGUUUUCUGGCCACUGUCCUGCUAUAAAGAGCUAAAACGUACCACAAACCGGUUUACAGGUCGUACACUUCACGGCCUUCUGAUUCAGAUGCAAAAUAUCAGCUUGCGAAGUUUUUUGUCUAUCCUUAAAAAUAAAAUACAAAUUGAAACUAGCAAAGCUAAGGUGCAAGUCAAGCUGUAAAAAUAAUUUUCUUGAUUCUGGCUAAUUUCCCUUGUUUUUUGGCUUUUUUGUUUUGUUUGUUUGUUUGUUAUUUAUUUAUUUAUUUAUUUUUUGUCGUUUUUAGCGUAUUUACUCUUCGUUAAUAGAUAGUAAGUUAGUAAUUAGUUGUAUUAGAAUUCUUUUUUCAUUAUUUUGUAACAGGCUCCAACUCAUCGGCUCCUGUUCUGUAAGCAUUAUCUUGUAAGUUAAUAUUAUGUAAGUAAGUAGUAUUUAACUUAGCAAGUUAUAUGUAAGUAGGUAUUAAACCUUUAUGUAACUAAGUAAGUACUAUGUAAGUAAGUCAGCAUUAUGUUUGUAAAAACAAUUAAAAAUUAAAAAAACAAAAAAAAACCUUGCGAAGUUUGGGCAUGCGAAGAAAGCAAAAUUUUGAGAUAGUUUUUGGGUUUAAAAGUGACACAGCAGUCUUGACUUUUACUUUUCGCUUUCUCUCCUCCCCUCUUUUUUGGCUUUUCUUAUCUCAUUUUUUUUUUCUCUUGCUGGGCAUUUAGUAGGUUUCAUUUUGGUGGGAAUAGUUUUUAGGAAGGCUUUUAGGAUCUUAGGAUUAGGUGAAAGGAAAGGUAGGUGAGCAAUGGAACAAGAUUUUCAUGCAGAUUUUCAGGUCAAUGUUACAUGGUUUUUUUGCCUCUUUCUCCGGUGUCCUUGACUGAAUUGUGCUCAUUCUGGUAUGGUUUGAAAGAUCUCUUCACUCUGCACAAGUUAGCGGACAAAGUUGUCCUUGACCGUUAAAACUGAUGACGUCACAAAGGGUAGAAAGGACAUGGAUCCGCACAGGCGGUUACGGGCAGUUCAGGGGCGAAUGGGUUAAUAGAUAGGACCAUUUAAAAGAGAGAGACAUUUAUUCUCAUAACUGUAACAAGCUCGACAAGACUACUAGGCUUUCAGCAAAAAUAUCAAAAGAGUUAAUACUUGCAUCAUUACAGUUCAGUAUCCUCUCCAUCAAUAACAAAUUAUUGAUAUGACUUGUAUGGGCCAUAUAGAGAUCCAUAUUGUUCUUUCAAAUCGCAACAUCAGUGUCAGAAUCUAGGCUAAGGGUUAUUGUGUUACCAUCAUCAGUGUAGAUCCUUAGGCCCAGUUCAAACGUCAAAUUUCACAUGUGCCGAACUUAAUUCCUAUUGUAGUCGACAAAAAAUAGUUUAAUACGGCAUUUGAUUCAAACGUUGAAUUUAACUCUCUGAACUCUGUGGAAUUUAACUCUGUUCACUGUCAAUAUUCACAGUAAUAUAAUAAUAAUUUAGUAAAAUUCAUGCAUUAAAAUCAGGCACAUGUGAAAUGCAACGUUUGAAUCAAAAGUUGAACCUAAGUCGAAUCUUCGACUGUUUUAGUCCCAGAUACGGCAAACGUCGCAUUUAAUUUAAACAGUCGAAUUAAAUGGAUUCAAGCAUGGCACUUGACAUGCAUUUAACUCUUGCGUUUAGUAUUGGGCACUGUGAAAUUUGACAUUUGAACCGGGCCUUUCUUUGAUCUUUGCAUUGAGCAAGAUAAAGUACACCUACUAUAAAUUUUUCUCUAUCUACUCUACUUUUUUGGAGAACCCUCUACGAAGGUCUCUAGAUGGUUUUUUCCGGAAUAUGAUUACAGUGCAACUACUGUAACCAGGGCCACUUAGACAAAGUUGGCCAAUCCAAGUUGAACCCUAAGGCUGAAAAUGUCACUGGGAAACUGUUUUUGGGUUCCAUUAUUUUAAGACCAUAGUAGUGAAAUGGUACCAGAAACGAUCAUUACCGUGAAAUUCUUGGGCUUGCAAUACUUUCCGCAACACCAAGAAAUACCCCAUAUACCCAACAACGUGAAAAUCAGCCAUGAUGUAUAUUAAUAAUAAUAUCAAGCUUGAUAAAAGAAGCCCAAGAGGCAUCCCUUUAGAUUACAUUAAAUUUCAGAAUAUACAGAAAAAAUAUUUGAUGCAAUGAAAGCGAUAAUACAACAAAAGCUUUUUAGCACCUUCUUGCUCGAUAUCAUUCCCAUUACGAAUAUUCAAAGCUAAGAUACAUGAUAUAGCUAAUAAUAUAUAGAUAUAGCCAGAUGAAAAGCAAAGCAUCUGUUUAUAUAGUUUUAACUUACUUGGAACAAUAAACUUUAAACAAAUAAGGUUUACCCAAUUGCAAUGGAAUCCAGAAAAUAUAUAUACUUUAGGAGGGAAAAGUGUGAUGGUUUUUUUAAAAAAAUGUAUCUCAUAAAAUGAAAAAAAUCUUCUAUCAAACUAAUAUGUAUAUAUAUUAACAGCAAAAAAUUUUAAAUCAAAUUUGAUCGCAGUAAUACAAUGCAGGCUUGGAAAAGAAUUCUUGCCCAUUUAGACUGCAUCAGUGGGUUUCCAUUUUCUAUUGACAAUAGUUAGUAAGGAUCGAGGCUCCACUACCAGCUCUUCGUGUGCAGGCACUCUGGGACACUCUGUUAAAAUUUGGAUUAAGCUUUGCUAGAAAGGAAAAUUUAUGUAGUUGCCUUAAGCCAAAAGUUAGGUGCCAGGGGCCAGUGGGCACUGCUAGAGGAUACACAAGGUCCAUAGCAGUGCUUAGAUUACAUAUGGGGACCAAGCCAAUUGAUCAUAUUGUUUCAGUCUAAUUUCUUUUGUCUGCAUAUACUUAGAAUUUAACGGAAUGAUUCAGUUAAGUUUCUGAACUGUUUGUCUGAAAUUUGUCUGAAAAUGUGAAAGAAAUAGUGACCUAGCAUUAAACAUCUGAAAUGAAGUCUUGAUUUCAUUGUACGAGUUGAAAAAUGAAUUCUUCCAGUUUUUGUACACUUGUGCAUUUAGCUAUCAGGUAAGAAAGAAAUCUGAUGUGGUUUUGUUUCUGUCUUAAGCCCUUUUUUGAAAAUGACAGGAAAACAGUUUGCUUGUUCAGAGUCAAAAAUUUGCAGUUAAAUACUAAUUUCAACUCGCACUUACUAACAAAACCACACAGAAAAGUAUGGACACUUUCGAUAAACUUUUGACUACACUGUACUUUCUGAGCAAUAGUUAGUGAGACUUGACGUUUAUUCAAAAUUGAGGAAUACCCAUAGGAUUUUAGCGUAACAAAAACUUCAAUGUUGAGUACCACUCAUUCGCCAGUCUUCUUAUACAUGUUUAGUUGGGUUUUUGUUUGUUGUAAGUUGUUAAUUUUUUUUUCAAUUAUUUUAGGCUACCCACCAUUCCCCCAACCAGGAGCUCAACAACAUCCACAGUUUCAUCCCCAAGGAUUCCCUCCACAAACAGGCCCACAAGAAGUACAUGUUCAGCAGGAGCAUGUCAUCCGACGUGGAAUUGCAACAGCAGUGAUGACGCGUAGAUUUGUGGCACGAAGGAGCUGUACAUGGCGACUUACCAGGUUGGGAAUCAGCCUUUUCUUGGUGGGACUUAUCCUCCUUAUCAUUCUGGGUGUUCUUAUUGUCGGUCCUACACUUACGGAUCUUCGUCUUCAGCGUGGUCAGUGUCAGGUUCUUUCCGGUGAAAUUACUACAGAGGAUAAGAGCUGUGACUGUGGUCGUUAUUGCACGUCAUCUUACCCUUGCUUACAGAUUCAAGUUUCUUACUACUCCAGUGGAAAACGGCAGAAAGGUUAUCUGUAUCAAGAUGUAUACGACGAUAAGAAUAAGGUGAGCAUAACCUAAAAAAAGCACUUUAUUUGAGUGUCAAUGUAUUUAGCAUGAAAGUACUAAUUGAGGACACUAUUUUUAUGUCUUCUACUGGAGACGGUGCUGCCAUUUUUAGGUGGACAUGCAAGCCAUGCGAACGUCUAGCCAUUUGCAUGCAGGGGAAAGUCAGUACAUUCAUUUCUCUGUUAUUUUAAGACCCUGAGUAUUGAUCUGGCCCUAGGAAUUAAACCCACUUUGCAGUCAAGCACUCUACCAAUUGAGCUAAUCCUAAUAAUUAAACUUGUAAUACAGUCAGUUCUCUCUAAGAGGGACACCUUUGGGACUGGUACCGAGUGUCUAUCUUAGAGAGAUGUACAUCUUAUAGCGAGUCAAAUAAAGGGAGCAAAGAGAAGUAGGGAUCAAUGCUAGCAGGGUUCGUACAGGUCAUGGAAAACCUGGAAAGUUGUGGAAUUUAUGAAUUUCAUUUCCCAGGCCUGAAAAAUGGGUGUCUGUAAAACGUGGACCAGAUACCUACGGAUGGAGGAUGCGGAUGGGAAAAUGCGGAUGGAAAAAAAAAUGUGGAUAACAUUAAAAUAAAUAAACAAACAAACAAAGGAAAGAAAUCUUUUUUUCAAGUCGCUGUCACGUGGUUUGACCCUUCACUUACAUACAGAACGUGAUGCCAAUAGUUGACACAGUUUUGUACCAUGUAAUAAUUAAACAUCUUUCCAUGUUAAAAAAAUAUGUUUGGUUGCAUUUAUGUCACAGAAAUAAGGAUGCUCCGUUCCUCCUCCUAAAAUGCACACCUACUUGGUGCACUUCUCCUUUGAGUGUUUAGCUUAAGGUUUGCAACCGUUCCCGUCAACUGCUACCUGUACUCCUGACAAACAUAUCGAACGCACUUUCCUAAGCUUCAAUUACUCCUAGUUGUUAUCACAAACAUGACUUUAUAGGGGUGGUGCAAUUACUGAUGACCCAGUAGUUUUCACUGUGAUCCACAAAUUUUGGCAGAAACAAAUAACUGAGACACACAUAACGAGAUUAAGAACUUCCCAGCUUGGCGGAGUGUCUGAGGAGUUGAACUAGAGACUUCUGAGAUCAAAUCCAGCUAGCGGUUAAUAAUGGUAAUAGAACUGAGUGGAGUCCAAUUUAAGUGAUUAACAGAAUCCUGCAGUUGUCAGAUUUGUUUAAUGACGCGUAUGAGUACAGACCAAAUUGGAUGACACAACGUAAGCAAUUAAAGCAAUAUUAAUUAUUAAUCAUAACUAUAACAAAAUUUGUGAUAUUUUAGUUUAAUUAAAACAAGAAAUUCUGAGCGUUUUUUUGUUAGGAGUAAAAAAAGCCAUUAAAGUGCGCACAUGUGAUGGCACGUACUGUCCAAUUACUUAGGAAUGAAGUGUACUGUGCUGUUACACUGUCCUAUUAGUGCUGAAAUCAGGACAGUUGAUAGCCAAUCAGAUGUGCGCAUUUUGUUAUAGUUAUGAUUAGUACAGGAAUUGAAGUCAGGGCAUCCGGAUUGCAAUUCCAAUGCUCUAACCACUCGGCCUCACAAUGUCGUGGGCAACAAACAAUAUGAAAUGUUGUGAGGAUGCUGUUUGAUUCAAAGAUCAUUUUUGGAGUUUUUGAUGAGCCAACCUAUUCAUAUCAGGACUUAUUUUGCAUUACAGUGCAGUGUUCAACCAUGUUAUUCAGAUGAAAGUAUCAACUAUUAUGAUGUUAAAGACUUCAAAGAAGAGUAUGGCACUGUUGGUCAGUCAUUUGCUUGUUACUACAACCCCAAGACACUGGGUGAAGUGUUUGUGCAGCAUGCAGAUACAUAUAGUGAUCACAUGAAGAUACUGCAUAGCCUACUGUGGCCAAUGCUCAUCGUGGUGAUUGCUGCUUCCAUGCUUGGCAUCUUGCUCUGCAAAUCAAAAGGUCAUUGCUGCUACAAGAAGAGUGGUGCACCUGUUCCUUACCAGAAUCUGCAGGCAACAACCUGAAAUAGUUGAGAACUUGCACGGUCAUGAUAUUUUCGAUGUAGCUAGCNGUACUGUGCUGUUACACUGUCCUAUUAGUGCUGAAAUCAGGACAGUUGAUAGCCAAUCAGAUGUGCGCAUUUUGUUAUAGUUAUGAUUAGUACAGGAAUUGAAGUCAGGGCAUCCGGAUUGCAAUUCCAAUGCUCUAACCACUCGGCCUCACAAUGUCGUGGGCAACAAACAAUAUGAAAUGUUGUGAGGAUGCUGUUUGAUUCAAAGAUCAUUUUUGGAGUUUUUGAUGAGCCAACCUAUUCAUAUCAGGACUUAUUUUGCAUUACAGUGCAGUGUUCAACCAUGUUAUUCAGAUGAAAGUAUCAACUAUUAUGAUGUUAAAGACUUCAAAGAAGAGUAUGGCACUGUUGGUCAGUCAUUUGCUUGUUACUACAACCCCAAGACACUGGGUGAAGUGUUUGUGCAGCAUGCAGAUACAUAUAGUGAUUACAUGAAGAUACUGCAUAGCCUACUGUGGCCAAUGCUCAUCGUGGUGAUUGCUGCUUCCAUGCUUGGCAUCUUGCUCUGCAAAUCAAAAGGUCAUUGCUGCUACAAGAAGAGUGGUGCACCUGUUCCUUACCAGAAUCUGCAGGCAACAACCUGA